This is a messenger RNA of Lotus japonicus, 1674 nucleotides long. RefSeq lists its product as uncharacterized. The record is from RefSeq and is a predicted model, not a curated record. The transcript has 2 exons. Gene Ontology annotation, biological process: regulation of transcription by RNA polymerase II. NCBI's taxonomy places the organism in Eukaryota, Viridiplantae, Streptophyta, Magnoliopsida, Fabales, Fabaceae. Gene Ontology annotation, cellular component: SAGA complex. Gene Ontology annotation, molecular function: transcription coactivator activity. The coding region runs from base 258 to 1340 and encodes 360 amino acids.
CAUUUUUUCAACUGUGAGAGGGAACAAUAGACAGAAAAGAGGGAAGAACGACGAGAGAGCACAAGGUUGAAGAUGACUGAAGAAUGUUACGCCUGCUUUGAGUAAAAUCCCUUCUUCGAAAUUAGGGUUUUCUCUCCAUCAUCUCUUCUCAUUCACAAUCCGCACGCCACCAAAAUAGCAAUUGGGGCUUCCAACUUGAUACUCAAUUCAACAUCGGCGGCUUCACAUUUUGUGAUUGUGUGAAGAUUUGGAGGGAAAUGACGGUGCCGAAGCGAAGCUAUAUUCGAGUUGACACUCUCAAGCUGAAGGCUCUGAUUGUUCGGAAGGUUGGUCAGCAGAGAGCUGGCAAGUACUUUGGUCAGCUUGGAAGGUUGUUGAGUUCAAAGAUUAGCAAAUCUGAGUUUGACAGGGUUUGCAUCAGGACAAUUGGGAGGGAAAAUAUCCCUCUUCACAAUCAGUUCAUCAAAGCAAUUCUCAAGAAUGCUUGUUCGUCUAAAGUCCCGCCUCCGAGAGGUCCUGCAAGGAUAGGGAGUGCCUUAAGUGGGAGGGAUUCGAAUGGGCUGCAGCAAAGCUCUGUUCAAAUACCGUAUGGGGAUGCAGUUCCUUCUUUGUUGCGGAAGGAUGGCUCUGUGGCUCCCCGGGAGCAAAAGUUCAAGGGCCGGCGAAAUGGUUUUGGACUGCUGGGUAAGCCGCAAAGUCUUACACCGGAAGAAUUGAUCGACAAGGCUCAACAGCAGCAGAGUGCAACAGAGCUGAAUUCCCUUGGCAGCAGACCUCCUAUUUCUGUUGAAGAGGGUGAAGAGGUUGAACAGAUGGCCAGAAGCCCCAGCAUCCAAAGCAGGAGCCCAGUUACAGCUCCCCUUGGUAUAUCCAUGAAUUUCGGUCAUGGACGUAAACUUCUUUCCAACGUAUUAGGUAGCAAAUGUCAUCCAGAUACCUGUCAAAGCAGUGGGGAUCUCCCUGACACAAGAUCUUUGAGGAGUCGGUUGGAGCAAAAGUUGGAGAAGGAGGGUUUAACUGUGACAGUGGAUUGUGUAAAUCUAUUGAAUAACGCGCUGGAUUCAUAUCUCAAGAGAUUGAUUGAAUCCUCUAUAGGUUUGGCUGGGUCAAGAUCUGGAAGUGAGUACCUAAGAAUGCGAAACCGACAGUCAGUAACUGGUUCAAAUGUAUUGCUACCUGCAAGAUACAUGCAAACAGCAACACAGUCUGCUGGUGUAUCUGUCUCCGAUUUUCGUGUUGCUAUGGAGUUAAAUCCACAAGUUCUAGGACCAGAUUGGCCCAUACAGCUUGAGAAAAUUUGCAUCUGCGCUUCUGAAGAAAGAAGCCAGUGUUCUCAGUAGAUCAGAAUUUUUUUCUAGUAGAUGAAUUUAAAAUGCAGGAGUUAGUAGGCAGUCCAUGCUUGUGAAGAGUUUCAAAUGUUGAACUGUUUACUUCAGCUGACAUGACUUUGGGUUUUCGUUUAGUCCUGAUGUUAUGCAAUUUGCCGAAACAGAAUAAGCUGUCAUUUUAGAAAUAAGAUAGGGAGUUGGUCAUGUCAAUACAAAAAUAUUGGAAACUAGAUAGGGUUAAGAAGUUCAUUGUAUCACGAGUGUAACACCAUUCUUCAUUAAUAUCCUGUUCUUUUUUGUUUAUUUUUAGUUCAACUAGUUUUUAUUGAAAUAAAGCACUUCUGAA